AUGGCCAGAAUUGCCCUACAAGCUUGUUUGAUGGUGGAGGUUGAAUGCAUCGGAUUUGAGGUCCUCACUGUAUUAGCUGGACUUGAAGGUACGACCGAGCUGUGCGCACAAACACUGCUUGUGACAUUGUGCGGGUUCAUUUUUAAAGUUCCAUUCUCGAUUGGGAUCGCAGCUAGCACUCAAAUUGCCGAUCUCUUGGGAAGCGGUUCACCAUCUGAAGCCAAAUACGUAGCAAGGCUUGGUCUCGUUCUUGCUGGCGGUAUAGGCUCUGUCAUACUUUUGUUGGUUUUAUUUUUUCGCAAGCAGAUCCCCGCUAUUUUCACUUCUGAAGAGGAAGUUGCCGGCUUGAUGCUUAUCACUAUACCUUUAGUAGCUGUUUUCACUUUGAUCGAUGCUAUCGCUGGUGUGUUUACUGGAAUCAUUAGAGGCACUGGGAAGCAUUAUAUUGGGGCGUUGAUACAGGCUGUGGGAUAUUACGCAAUUGGGCUUCCUUGUAGUAUAGUCACUGCUUUUACUCUUGGUUGGCAUCUCGAUGGACUUUGGGCGGGAAUUUCGAUCGCUAUGUUCAUCAUAUGCGUCUCACAGGGAUUUUACGUAUUUAUUCUGGACUGGGAUAAGCUGGUAGAAGAGGCCAAGUCUCGCAAUGCUUUGGAUUCAGAGUCAUGA
This is a messenger RNA of Hymenoscyphus albidus, 666 nucleotides long. NCBI's taxonomy places the organism in Eukaryota, Fungi, Ascomycota, Leotiomycetes, Helotiales, Helotiaceae. The record is from the annotation of a GenBank genome assembly.